Brassicogethes aeneus is the source of this 2660-nucleotide messenger RNA. The record is from the annotation of a GenBank genome assembly. NCBI's taxonomy places the organism in Eukaryota, Metazoa, Arthropoda, Insecta, Coleoptera, Nitidulidae.
AGUUGGUAGUUCCAAUGGUAUAUCUCUUGUCAGAUAUUUUCCCGCCAAAGCGAGCGUUUUGUUGUGUGCAUAUGGUUGUGUAGUGUUUUUAAUUUGUUCUUGUUAAUUUAACUACAUUUUCUUGUUAAACUGUAAAUAUGAUGGAAGUUCAAGAUGUUGAUCAGCGUUUACGCGAAAUGCAAAGAGAGUAUUUGGAUUUCCUGGAUGAUGAGGAGGAUCAAGGGAAAUACUCUCAAUUAGUUAAGAAUAUGAUAGCUGAUAAAUCUAGGCGCCUUGUAGUAAACGUGAAUGAUUUAAGAAAGAAGAAUCCAACAAGAGCCAAAGCAUUAUUAAAUAAUGCUUUUGAGGAGCAGCUAUCUUUUCAAAAGUCCUUAAAAGAAUAUGUAUUUACUGUCGCCAGUGAAUAUUCCAAGGAUAAAGAAGAUUUUUUUGUUGCUUUCGAGGGUAGUUUUGGUAAUAAACAUGUUACUCCAAGAUCCUUAACAUCUAGGUAUUUGGGAAACUUAAUUUGUGUGGAAGGUAUUGUUACUAAAUGUUCUCUGAUACAUCCCAAAGUAGUAAGAAGUGUGCAUUAUUGUUCUGCAACAAAUAAAACUAUUGAGAGGAAGUAUACAGAUUUAACAUCACUGGAUGCUUUUCCCAGUACUGCUGUAUAUGCUACAAAGGAUGAUGAAGGUAACACUCUUGAAACUGAAUUUGGUUUGUCAAGUUAUAAAGAUCAUCAAACCGUAACAAUUCAAGAAAUGCCUGAAAAGGCACCUGCUGGUCAGUUACCUCGUUCAGUAGAUAUUAUUUGUGAUAAUGAUCUUGUUGAUGCUUGUAAACCUGGAGAUAGAAUUCAAGUAGUAGGUAACUUUAGGUGUUUGCCAAAUAAACAGGGAAGUUUUACCAAUGGUGCAUUCAGAACCAUUGUCAUUGCCAAUAACAUAUCACUACUGAGCAAGGAGGCAAAUCCUUCAAUUUCAAGAGAAGAUGUUGCCAAAUGUAAACAUCUUGCAAAAUCCACCAAAGAUAUCUUCAGCCUUCUCUCAAAAUCAUUAGCGCCCUCUAUCCAUGGCCACGAAUACAUAAAAAAAGCCAUUCUGUGCCUUUUAUUGGGAGGCGUUGAAAAAAUUCUGCCCAACGGCACUAGGCUCAGAGGUGACAUUAACGUUCUACUUAUCGGCGAUCCCUCUGUUGCCAAAUCUCAAUUGCUUCGGUACGUUUUGUGUACAGCACCGAGAGCCAUACCGACUACUGGAAGAGGUUCUUCGGGUGUCGGUCUUACGGCUGCGGUCACCAGCGACCAGGAGACUGGCGAGAGAAGGUUGGAGGCUGGAGCUAUGGUUUUGGCUGACAGAGGUGUCGUAUGUAUUGAUGAGUUUGACAAAAUGACGGAUAUCGAUAGAACUGCUAUUCAUGAGGUCAUGGAACAGGGAAAAGUAACCAUAGCCAAAGCUGGUAUACAUGCUAGUUUAAAUGCCCGUUGCUCUGUAUUAGCAGCUGCUAAUCCUGUUUAUGGAAAAUAUGACCAAUACAAAACCCCAAUGGAAAAUAUUGGCCUGCAAGAUUCAUUGUUGUCCCGUUUUGACUGUCUUUUUGUCAUGCUGGAUUCAGUAGAUGAAGAUCAGGACCUGAAAAUAUCCGAUCACGUUGUCAGAAUGCACAGAUACAGAAAUCCCUUGGAACAAGACGGCGAAGUUCUGCCAAUGGGCUCCUCUGUGGACAUGCUCAGCACCAUGAAGCCUGACCAAGUGGACGGUGAAAAACAGACCCCCCUCUACGAAAAGUACGACGCCUUGCUGCACGGUUCGAGUCGUAGAAAAUCGGACAAAAUUCUUAGCGUUGAGUUUAUGAGAAAGUACAUUUACUUUGUAAAGAUAUUGAAACCGACCUUGUCCGAGGAAGCCUCGGAAAUUAUCGCUGACGAAUAUUCCAAGUUGAGAUCAGAAGAUUUGAUUGAAAAUAAUGUUGCCAGGACUCAGCCAGUCACGCCUCGUACAUUGGAAACAAUGAUACGUCUGGCAACCGCUCACGCAAAAGCAAGAAUGUCGAAAACCAUUACUGAAGAAGAUGCCUAUGCCGCCAUAGAGCUGGUGCAAUACGCAUACUUUAAAAAGGUUUUGGAAAAGGAGAAAAAACGACGCAGAAAAGGCGACUCGAGCGACGAAGAGGUUGAGGAGGAAGAUGGAAAGCCCACCAAAAAGCAUAGAUCUGCUAGAGCCGCCGAAGAUUCAGAUGAAGAACUUAUUUCAACACAGAGUUCCACAAGAAGUCGGGCAUCGACCAGAAUCCGUCCAGAGGAUGAAACUUUGGCGGAAGAGAUUACCCCCACUCCUACCACCAAUGGUCAUACACAAGAUUCUAUGGAAGUGGACUCGACGCCAACGGAAAUCUCAUUUGACAGAUUGUCAUCAUUUAAGAGCAGUUUGCAGAAAGCAUUUAGAGAGAAUAGAACUCAGUCCUUGUCUUUGGCUAAAGUAAAAGAUUUUGUAAACACAAGUAGUGCUUCUCCGUUUAGUCAAGGCGAAAUCAGUGCUGCAAUCGAAAAAAUGACUGAAGACAACCAAGUUAUGAUGGCAGAUGGAAUCGUCUUUCUUAUUUAGGAUUUACUUAAUUUAUUUUUUAUUUAAGUUUUUAAAUGUACCCACUUAUAACAAUAAUAAACUUUUUAAUUAUAA